AUGUCUCUUCAACUUCCGGCAAGUCGGUGGACAAACCUCGCUGGCAUCGGCUUGUGCCACCCAUCGCACCACCACUACCCCACCAGCACCGAGGAUGUGCAGCGGAUCGUCGAGUUUGUGCGCUCCCAGAAGGGUAAGUGCCGUGUUGCGGGAGGGGGCAGAAGCCCGAACACGGCAACCUUCACGAAUGAGCACCUAAUCCACAUGGAGCCCAUGUCGCGCAUCUUGUCAAUCGACACCGUCGCACGCACCAUCACGUGCGAGGCGGGAGCGGUUAUGGAGGAGGUGAUGAAGUCGCUCGACAAGGUGGGUCUCAUGGUGCGCUGCGUGCCAUCCUACGUCAGUACCACUGUCGGUGGCUGCAUCGCCACGGCUACGCACAGCAGUGGCAUUCGGUGUAAUUGCCUCUCGGACUACGUGCGAGGAUUGAAGAUCGUGGACGGCUGCGCAAUGAUUCGCACGCUGGCCACUGGCAAGGAUGACGCAGAGCUGCGGCUGGCCGCCUGCCACCUCGGCGUGAUGGGCGUGGUCACGGAGGUCACACUGGAGGUGCAGCCGCGAGUUCAGUGGAAGGUGGUGAGUCAGCCGCUGUCCAUGAAGGAUGCAACAAACACUGCGCUCGUGGCGGAGAAGGUGAAGUCGACAGAGUACUACAGGUGGUGGUGGGUUCCGCACACCGAGGGCUGCUACGAAUCCUACGGCAGUGUUGAGGACGUGCCGGACAUGUCCCCCAAAUCCCCACUUCGCGAAACCCUCGGGCUGCAGUGCGAAACUCCGGUGAAGCCGUCGCCUGCUGCUUCGCGGACAGCAAGCAACACCAGCGACAGCGCCGACAGCAGCACCUCUCUUGUUGUGAAGAUGGUCCUCAAGUACAUUGCCACAGACUUCGUACGGCAUCAGAUGGUGGAGUGGAGCUUGUGGGCAGCAUGCCUGUACCCGAAUCUUCAGCCAUACGUGAACAAGGCCUAUCAGCGAGUCUUCUACUCGGCCCCACAGGUGCAGUGCGGGUCGGCGCUGGAGUGCUUCACCUUCGACUGCCUCUUUAAGCAGUGGGCCAACGAGUGGGCUAUUGACGCCUCGCGGGCCGUGGAGGCGUUCAACCGAUUGCGAGGCAUGGUCGACCGUGAGGGCAUGCUACUACACUUCCCUGUCGAAUUCCGCUUCACGGCGCCAGAUUUGUCGGACAUGUCCCCUGCUGUGGGGCGGUCAACAUGCUGGAUUGGCGUGGUGAUGUACCGCCCCCGCGGACGAGAAGCGCGCGACACACACCGCUGCUACCAGGGCUUCUGUCGCUUGAUGGAGGAGAUGGGUGGCCGUCCACACUGGGCCAAGUAUUACGACUGGGGCCAUCACGAGAUAACGGCGGCCUACGGCGACCACUGGAAGCGCUUUCUGGCGCUGCGCCGCAGGAUGGACCCCGAUGACAUCUUUGUGAACAGGUGGUUCAGCAACCUGAUAUCGCCUGACCGCGUGAACAGCACCGAGUGUGCGCACUAG
This is a messenger RNA of Leishmania braziliensis MHOM/BR/75/M2904, 1497 nucleotides long. RefSeq names its product putative L-gulonolactone oxidase. The record is from RefSeq and is a predicted model, not a curated record. Gene Ontology annotation, molecular function: D-arabinono-1,4-lactone oxidase activity; FAD binding. NCBI's taxonomy places the organism in Eukaryota, Euglenozoa, Kinetoplastea, Trypanosomatida, Trypanosomatidae. Gene Ontology annotation, cellular component: membrane. The coding region runs from base 1 to 1497 and encodes 498 amino acids. The transcript has a single exon.